Messenger RNA from Artibeus jamaicensis (Jamaican fruit-eating bat), 5160 nucleotides. It is a transcript of the gene SLCO4C1, whose product is annotated as solute carrier organic anion transporter family member 4C1. The transcript is spliced from 13 exons. Gene Ontology annotation, molecular function: protein binding. Bases 67 to 2217 code for a protein of 716 amino acids. Gene Ontology annotation, cellular component: membrane. The record is from RefSeq and is a predicted model, not a curated record. Gene Ontology annotation, biological process: sodium-independent organic anion transport; transmembrane transport. Lineage: Eukaryota; Metazoa; Chordata; Mammalia; Chiroptera; Phyllostomidae.
ACCUGUUGUUUGGGUGGCUUUUUUUCCUGCUCGGAUGCACGGGAGUCCAGAGAACCCAUCCGAACGAUGAAGGGCCUCAAAGGCAUUGAGAACCCAGCUUUCGUCAGCUCCAGCCCCGACACCCCGCGCCGUUUCUCCGCGUCGCCCUCUCACGUCCAGGUCUCCGCUCUGUCCGCCAACCCCCCGAGGGAGGACGCGCCGACACACCGGCCCCCCGAUCUGCCUACCGCAGCUGCCCCCGACUCCCGGGAGCCGACCGAGCCGGAGUCCGAGUUUGAGGAGGGGCCCUGCGGAUGGGGGAACUUCCAGCCCCAGUGUCUUCAGCUGUGCAACACGCCCCAGGGGUUUCUGGUCCACUAUUGCCUCUUGGCCCUGACGCAAGGUGUCGUAGUAAAUGGCUUAGUAAAUAUUAGCAUUUCCACUAUUGAGAAGCGCUAUGAAAUGAAGAGUUCCCUGACGGGCCUGAUAUCAUCGAGCUAUGAUAUUGCCUUCUGUUUGUUGUCUUUAUUUGUAUCCUAUAUUGGCGAAAGAGGACACAAACCAAGAUGGCUUGCAUUUGCUUCCUUUAUGAUCGGACUGGGAGCCCUUGUAUUUUCAUUGCCAAAAUUUUUUAGUGGAAAAUAUCAAUUAGGGUCCCCUUAUGAAGAUACUUGCUUAAUAGCAAGGAAUAGAACCAGUUGUACCUCUUCAAGUUCUUCACUUUCCAACUACUUGUAUGUCUUCAUCUUGGGACAACUAUUGCUGGGGACAGGAGGAACUCCUCUCUAUACCCUGGGAACAGCCUUUCUGGAUGAUUCUGUACCCACACAUAAGUCUUCUCUUUAUAUAGGAAUUGGCUAUUCUAUGUCAAUAUUAGGCCCUGCUGUUGGCUAUGUGUUGGGAGGACAGCUGUUAACCUUUUACAUUGAUGUUGGUUUGGGAAAAAGCACUGGUAUCACGGAGGAUGACCCGCGAUGGCUGGGGGCGUGGUGGAUUGGAUUUCUUAUGGCUUGGUUUUUUGCUUGGUCUUUGAUAAUACCUUUUUCUUGCUUUCCAAAACAUUUACCAGGUACAGAAAAAAUUCAAGAUGGAAGAACUUCCCAGACUCAUCAGAGUAACACUUCUUUAGAACUUACAGAUGAGAAUUUUGGAAAAAAGUUUAAAGAUUUUCCAGCUGCUCUUAAGAAUUUGAUGAAGAAUACUGUCUUUAUGUGUUUAGUUAUAUCAACUUCUUCAGAAGCCUUAAUUACUACUGGAUUUGCUACAUUUUUAUCUAAAUUUAUAGAAAAUCAGUUUGGAUUGUCAUCCAGCUUUGCAGCUACACUUGGAGGCGCUAUUUUAAUUCCAGGAGCUGCUCUCGGUCAGAUUUUAGGUGGUGUUCUUGUUUCGAAAUUCAAAAUGACGUGUAGAAACACAAUGAGGUUUGCUUUGCUCACAUCUUUAAUCGCACUGGUGCUGGGUUUUGUAUUUGUUUAUGCCAGCUGUGAAAACGAGCCAUUUGCUGGUGUGUCUGAAUCAUAUAAUGGGACAGGGCACCUGGGAAACUUGACCACUCCUUGUAAUGCCAAUUGUAACUGCGUGCGAUCCCGUUAUUAUCCUGUCUGCGGCAGAGAUGGAGUCCAGUAUUUUUCUCCCUGCUUUGCAGGCUGUAAAAAUUCUGUUUCAGAAAGACGGCCAGAGGCAUAUUAUAACUGUUCCUGCAUUGAAAUGAAAACAGAAAUAACACAUCCUGGAGGAAGUUUUGGUUUUGAAGCUAAAGCUGGGAAAUGUGAAACUCGAUGCACAAAUUUGCCCAUAUUCCUUGGCAUUUUCUUUGCUGCAAUUGUUUUUACCUUUAUGGCUGGGACUCCUAUAACUAUGUCCAUCUUAAGGUGUGUUAACCAAAGGCAGCGGUCUCUGGCAUUGGGAAUACAGUUUAUGGUGCUUCGAUUAUUAGGCUCAAUACCUGGACCCAUUGUUUUUGGUGCUGCAAUAGACAGCACAUGUGUUCUCUGGGAUAUCAACGAAUGUGGAAUUAAAGGAGCUUGCUGGAUUUAUGAUAACAUCAGGAUGGCCCAUAUGCUGGUGGCCAUAAGUGUUACUUGUAAAAUUAUCACCAUUUUCUUCAAUGGACUUGCAAUCUUUUUGUAUAAACCACCACCGUUAGACACAGAUGUAUCAUUUCAAAAUUUGAACAAAGCUGCGACUGCUGACUCAGUGGAGUGUGACUUCAACACAGCAGGGAAUGAUGAAGGGUGACGGAGAAAAUGGGGAGACUGUCUGGCAGCUGGGAAACUGGCCUCCACUUAGGAGGAUGUACAUUGCCCUCACAGCAUUAUGUUCUCAAUACGGACAAUCGUUUUUAAAAAUGGGUGUUUGAUAAUUCAGUGUGUUUUUCUGUAUAUUUCUGUAUAUUUAUGGACUUUAACUUGUUUUGUUUUAAUAUAAGAAACAGACCUGUGCCUUCAAAAUCCACCAAAAGCUUCAACACACACACACACACACACACACACACAGUGAAUUCUCAUUGUCUUGGUAUGAAAUUCCCAACUAAUAUAAACUAAGCCAGAGAAAAAAGCUAAUAAUUAGUUAAAACUUAUGUGUACGAAUUUAAUUAAAUUCAUGUGUAAUGAGUUUCAAAUACUAUUAUUGAAAUCUCAUGAAUUUAAAACCAGCUAAAUAAUAUUUUUUUCAAUUUGCGUAUACUAAUAUGUUUUUUAUCACAGAAAUGUAAAGAACUAUUAGGAUAUAUGUUAAUUACCUUCUCUGUGUCCUAGUAUAUAGUGAAUUUAGAAAUAUCAGCAUUGUACACUUAUUUGCAUUUUAACUCAAAAAGUCCAGGAGGUAAUUUGUUAAUAUUGCUGGUUCAUAACACUGAACCCCUUUAUGUGAAUCCGUGAUAGUGUUGUUCAGUUACAUAUCUUCUAGAGGAAAGCACCAGCUCCAGCAAAGAAAAGUGCCAAUUAGACACAAAGAGACUUUUUUCAUGAUAGGUGCAUUUUAUUUAUUUCUUUGAAAAGAAUUUUAAUGAAUGAUUAAUGUUUAGAUAGUACUUUUAUUUUUAUCAUUUAAAAAACUGAUUAGUACAUUCCUUCUAGCACUAAAAUUGUGCUGUGCUUAUAAGUUAGGAUGUCCUAUUAUUGUUUGAUUGAAACACAUUCUUCAACUGAUCCAUUUAUCUGAGAGAUAAAAUGCUGCAGUUGUCUGAUAUUACAACACUGUUUAUUCAGAUCAGACUUCGGCCAACUUUGUCUACGCAGAAUGUGGAGAAAAUAGAUCAAUGAACAUCAUCAAAAUUGACUUCUGCCUGGUCAAGAAUUUUACCGAUUAAGAAAAUGUUCAUUCCCACCCAUUUGACAUUUUUGUGGAAUGAAGUUGCUAAUUUAAUAAGGUUAGCUUUUUUACAAACAGUGUGUUGCGUACACUGUGAUCAGAAUAACAAACUGAGAGUAAAGGUGUGAUAGGAAACCAGGAUCAGACGCACUGCUAAUUCACAGAAUGUGCAGAUUAUAUUCCAUGGUAAUCUGUGGCCAAUGGUGGUUCAAGAAACUAGUAGCAUUUAUUAAUUAAAAUACAGAAAGGAAUGAAUUAGAGUUAGGCAAGCAAGCACACCUGACUAUGAGAGAAUUAGAGGAGAGCAGAGGGUAGGAAUCAGAGAGACAGAAAAACAAACCAAGAGCAUAGAGAAAUCAGAGGCUGAAGCUCAAUGUAUAGUCAAAACCCAGGAACUGGAGAAGCAGGAAAUUCACAGCAACCAAAGACUCAGUGCAAGGUAGCAGGGAACACACAAUACCUCUAUCAGAGUCAACCUCCCUUCCCCUCGACCCGGCACAUUUCGGUGCUGCUCCCUGUGGGAGCCAACCAAGAGGAGAGUUCAGGCUUUCUGUGUCUGUGUGGAAGCAGGGAAUUGAAUAGAAAAAUUGUCUAGAUGUAAAAAAACGGCAAAUUCUGAGGAACUCAUUGAUAGUGAUGUGAAACCACAGCAAGAGAGGGAACAGAAUAACUAUGAAAACAUUCUUCUAAGGCCACUUAAUUAAGAAAAGAAAAAAAAGUAACUCCACACAUAAAAAUAGUUGGAUGAACAAGUCACUAAAUAAUUGGCAUACUUAAUGGUUUUAGUUGUCAAGGAUUUUAUUGUAUUCUGGGUACUUAUUUCGUGAUACAUUUUACAAACGUUUUAGUAAUCAUCAAAGUAAAGAUUUUGGCACUUGAAGGACAUCAGUCUCUUAUUUAUAAUAUACAUAUUUACAGAGAAUACCUCCUUUCAUGAUAGGGCAGUAUAGACACUACUGUAAUUUAUAAAUGUUGUUUAUACUUUUGGGUUUACCUAGAUGACGUGGGUUGGUAUUAUGCUACUUUUAAAACACAAUUUUUCAUAAUUUGUGUUUUUCACAAUUUAUAAUGAUUUUUUAAAUAAGCUUGAAUCUACAAGUGUGGUGAUUUUUGAAUGCAAUUAACUGCAUAUGUCUUAUUUUUAACAUUUUUUAACAUUUAGAUUUUCUUACUGUAAGAAAUCCACAUGUAAAACUUAUACAGGGAGAAAACUGUAUACAGGUGAUUUAGCUCUGUAAAUUGGAGGAAAAUAUACAUAAAAUUUUAGCUCUAUUUUCUUUCCAGAUUUUUAAAUUGUGAACAAUUAUGCAAAAUGUAUAAUUAUGCCUUCCUUAAACUCAGACUUUAUAAUAGAUUUUUGUGUGUUUAACCUUCUUAAAUGGUAUGGAUUUCGAAAUGAUUGAUCUGUUUAUGACUACAUACACAAAUGAUGGUGGGAGAGGGAAAACCAGAGUACUCUUGAACUUGUUCAAUGUAAUUUAGUUAAUCUGGUGAUUUCUGUUUUCUCAACAGAUGUAUACCUCAAUACAAACCACAUACUUUAUGAAAUGCAUACAAAAAUUCUCCACACAAUAGUUUUCAUGUAUGAAAGAUGGAUAUGUAAUAUUCAUAUGAGCAGGAUACAUGUUACAGAUGGUGGGUUGUGAAAUACCUGACACUGCGAAAGUAGUGUUUUGGAAAAGUUAUAUUUAAUUCAUCGGGUUAUCAAAAUCAUAUAAUAGAUUUAAAGGGAUCAGAUUGGACAUUAAUUUGAGAUGUAAUGUUUUUUUGCCCCUCACUACAACACAUUCAGUCUCCUCCGGUCUUUUUUGUGUGUGCCCAAUCAAUAAACAUGAACUUAUACAUUAUAUGUGAGUGAUCGAAAGUAAA